Molecule: messenger RNA, 1797 nt
Organism: Uncinocarpus reesii 1704
Lineage: Eukaryota; Fungi; Ascomycota; Eurotiomycetes; Onygenales; Onygenaceae
Exons: 2
Coding region: 1-1797 (598 amino acids)
Source: RefSeq, a predicted model, not a curated record
AUGGUGUACGAUUGGGAAGGCAAGCGGGAUGUCUGCUACAAGAUGUACAUUGAGGAGAAGAGGGCGCUCGAGGAUAUCAUGGAAUAUAUGAGAACAACGCAUCAAUUCGCCCCAAGUAAACGAGCUUUUCAGACACAAUUCAAGCGAUGGGGUUUUCCGUCGAAGCAGAAUCCUGCGCAUAAAAAUCCCCAUCUGGUUGCGCGGGUGAAGCAGCUAUGGGAGACCAACACGAUGCAGCGCGAUAUGCUGCGGAUACUCAACGAGGAAGGGUACCCCAUCAAGGAGCGCGAAUUGAUGCGGUUACGAGCGAAGAAUCGAUGGCUGUUGAGAGUUCCCAAUGGCAUGAAAUCGUACCGAGAGAAUGGCCCCGUGUCCACCGCGACGACGACGGAGGAAGAUGGUUCGGCGGAGGGGAUUCCGCUCGAUGAGGGACAGCAGACUGUGGGUAGUGAUGUAAGAUACUUGGCGGAUGUUGCUGCUUCUGCUGCUGCUACUGCUACUCCUGUGGGAGAGCCAGAAGAGAUGCUUAAGCGACAGGAGAGACUUUCGCGAUUGCAGGCGGAAAGUGACGAGAGGUGGGCGACGAAGAAGCGGCGACGGCGGACUCGAGGGUGGGCUGGGCUGCCGGCAGAUCCUCCGGGGCCGCCACGGUUUCCCUCUGAGACUACGCUCGAUGAAAGUAAAAAGAUUUUAAGCCUGGAUGAUACGAUGUAUCGACAGCUUCGAGAUCGGUUUCACCGGAUAUGCGAAGAGGCUGGGUUCAUCAAGAAGACGAUUGCCGGGCCGGAACGGUGGCAGGAAGCGAAAGACAGAUUGAUACGGGAAUCUCAACAUCUACGGAGUGUUUUCUGGGGGGAGUCGUUGGAAACGAAGGCUCUUGCGCUGGACGUUAUCUGCACGGAUGUGACGAAGCGAAUGCGCACGCUGGAAAGUAGGAUGACGAUAGCGGAGGCGAAGAAUGCGCUAGGUAUAAACCCGGAAGAGAGCAGACAAAUACGCAAUACCUUUUAUGACACUUUGAAAGCCGAUCAUUUCACAAGCAAGCUUGAAAUGGGCGAUGAGCGUUGGAGCGAGCUCAAACAGCAGUGGAUACAGGGCUCGGAGCUCCUACAGCGCAUUCUUAGCCCUGGAGCCGCCGAUCCCCAACAUGCACAGAAAGCUAGAGCGGUAGAGGUUCUCUGUCGAGACGUCAUGAAGCGCCUGCGAGACGACCAAGCCAAGCGCGAUCCAUCCAAACGGCAAUUCACGCAAAAUCGCACCGCCCGCCUCCCUCAAUCUAGGGCGUCAACCGCCUUUGCCAACGGGGUCAGCACGCUUGCGUCUCAAGCCCUGGCUAGCUCUCGGAUAGCCAACGGUGAACUUAACGGCAUACAAAUCGACCCAUCACUCAUCCAAGCUGUCACAAACACCACUGCUACCUCCUCCUCCGCCGAUCCGUCCUUCUCCCUCGCCCAUCCCCAGCCAGACGCCCAGCAGUCUUUUGGAUACUCCAAUCCUAUUUUAGCCGCCAGCUCCAUGAUACCUGUUUUCCUCCGCAUCCAUCCCCAAUCGCAAAUCCACCAAGACGCCAAAACGUGGAUAAGCAAGCUUAAUUCACGCUCGGUAGAUGAGCUACGAAUGCUGGCGCUGAUGAAGUUCAAAGACGCGCGUGUGGCGCGGAUCGAGGGCACGGUCAAAGACGAGGACGGGAGGGACAUUCCGUUUUUGAUAACUGAAGAUCAUGAGCUGGAUGCGUAUCUCACACAUGUUCAGGGACGGACGGCAACGUUUUUAUUCUGUUUACAGCCAGCGCAGUAA